Sorghum bicolor (sorghum) is the source of this 1031-nucleotide messenger RNA. RefSeq names its product protein CREG1. Bases 133 to 759 code for a protein of 208 amino acids. NCBI's taxonomy places the organism in Eukaryota, Viridiplantae, Streptophyta, Magnoliopsida, Poales, Poaceae. The record is from RefSeq and is a predicted model, not a curated record. The transcript has 6 exons.
CGGCUCCUCCGACUCUAUCCACAUCUGGCACCGAGGAAAAUUUCGCUACGGUACAAAAUCCCGAGGCAUGAUUCGACUCCCACACCAGCACGAUUAGCUAGCUGUAGCUGACAGCCAAACCAAGAAAUCGCCAUGCUUUCCCCUGCUCAUCUCGCCUUCGCCGCCGCUUUCCUCCUCGUCUUCCGGUCAUCGGCGCCUGCCGCUGCCGCCCGACCGAUCUUCGACGGCAAGCCCUCCCCCUCCGAGGCCACCGCCACCGCGAGGUGGCUCGCCGCCCAGAACACGUGGGGUGUCCUCAGCACAAUAUCAAGUGACUUAAGCGGAGCUCCAUUUGGCAAUGUAGUUUCGUAUAGUGAUGGAGUUCCAGGGGAGGGCCGUGGAAUCCCUUACUUUUAUCUGACAACUCUGGAUCCUACUGCAAGAGAUGCACUGGAGGAUGAAAGGACCUCCUUUACCCUUAGUGAGUUCCCUCUGGGGACAUGUGGGAAAAUAGAUCCUGAAAACCCCACUUGUGCAAAACUUACUCUUAAUGGAAAGUUGAAGAUGGUUGACCUUCAGUCAUCUGAAGCAGAUUUGGCCAAGUUAGCACUUUUCACCAAACAUGCUGAAAUGAAGGAUUGGCCAAAGAAUCAUCAUUUCAAAAUCUUCAAAUUGGAAAUCGAAAACAUAUUCUUGAUUGAUUGGUUUGGAGGUCCUAAACCGAUAUCCCCCUCCCAAUACCUUGAAUUCGGAAGGAAUCAGUCAGUGAUGUCCUCAUAAGGGAAGAAUGCUUCAUGGAUCUAUAUCCGUCUGUGUAUGCUCUUCUUACAAAUGAAAUACAUAUUGCACAUAUUGUAACAGAAUAAACUUUUAGUGUUAUAGUUGUUUGGUAUUGUUGUCCAUCACAUCUUCGUGAGCAAUUACUUGACAAAAAAAAAAGGUCUGUGUAUUUUAUGCGCUAUGCAUUAUGGUCUGGCCUUGUUUAGAUCCAAGAACUUUUUAAACCCUAAACACUGUAGCACUUUCGUUUUUAUUUGACAAAUAUUAUUUAA